AUGACUGAGCCAUACCUGUUAAGGUUACCUAUUGAGGUCCGUUUGGCCAUUUAUGAUUAUGCUUUCGAAGAUGUCUCCGAAAGUAAUAUUCACGACGGAGGAACGGCGUACACUCCCACCACGGCACCACUGCUCUACGUCCAUCCAACAAUUACAGAAGACUUGCAACAUCGCCUUUACGGUAACCACGCCCUGGUGAUACCAAUACAAGAGCCCAGCAAAUAUAUCAAGGGUGACCAACAACUGAACCUGCCCGUUUCCAAACUGUCCCAGAGACGCAAGGGUUCCGCUACCAACAUUAUCUUUGAAAUCUCGCAAACCGAGCAAGUCUACAGAUACACACCAGACGGCAAGCAAGUUGUAGACUACGGCUUCUGGGAUGGCCGUAGCGAGACAUCGAAUGCACUCGCCAAACUCUUGACCGGGGCUGCUCUUCGUCUCAAGUCUGAUCUUCCCAAUGUUGGGAUGGCCUGUUUCGUGUUUUGGUAUGGAGAGAUGUCUGUAUAUGUCGAAAAUUGGAAGCGGGAGCUCGCAGCGCUUCAAGAUCAGUGGGAAGACCUCUACAUCACGGUCGAGUUAAACUUGUUUGAAUACGAAGACCCCGAGGCUGGGGAUGGUGGAUAUAACUUUAUCCAAGGCUGGGAUAGGCACUUCAAAGCAGAAGUCACUAGAGGCGCAUUCAUGGCCAAUAAUCUGACGCUGCUGGUACAUGAGGAUGGGCAUUACGAGGGCAGACUUUUCGAUCCUACCGGUUGGGACGACCCGGACUCUGAAGACGACAUGUAUGAAUGGGACUUUGAUGAGCGUAUGUAUGUCUGUGGUGUUACAAAGCAUCCCAAAUACGUAGUCAUCUAA
Molecule: messenger RNA, 855 nt
Organism: Clonostachys rhizophaga
Lineage: Eukaryota; Fungi; Ascomycota; Sordariomycetes; Hypocreales; Bionectriaceae
Source: the annotation of a GenBank genome assembly